UGGAGGAAUCACAUGACCUCCAGUCAGCUGAUCAUCAAAUCCUGCGUCCUGUAGCUGGGGUCACAGCGAUGAUAUUAUAAUCAUUUAAUCGUGAUAUUAAAUUAGCGAACACUAUAUUUGACGAUUUCAACAGCGAAACGUCGCAGUAGUUUGAUAUAGUGUUCAAAUUAAAGAAGAAAGAUGUCGGGAAAAGAACGGAUCGACGUGUUUCCCUCUAGAAUGGCUCAGACCAUUAUGAAAGCUCGACUGAAAGGAGCUCAAACUGGCCGUAGUUUGCUGAAGAAGAAAGCUGAUGCUCUGUCCAUGCGAUUUCGACAGAUUCUAAGAAAAAUAAUUGAGACUAAGACUCUGAUGGGAGAGGUGAUGAGGGAAGCCGCCUUCUCAUUAGCUGAGGCCAAAUUUGCUGCUGGUGACUUCAGUACUACAGUCAUUCAGAAUGUGAACAAGGCCCAGGUGAAGGUCAGAGCAAAAAAGGACAAUGUUGCAGGAGUCACUCUUCCGGUGUUUGAACAUUACCAGGAGGGAGGAGACAGUUAUGAGCUCACUGGUCUGGCCAGAGGUGGAGAGCAGCUGUCUCGUCUGAAGAGAAACUACGCCAAAGCGGUCGAGCUUCUCGUAGAGCUGGCCUCGCUGCAGACCUCUUUUGUGACGCUGGACGAGGCCAUCAAGAUCACAAAUCGCCGUGUGAACGCCAUCGAACAUGUGAUUAUUCCCAGGAUCGAGCGCACACUCACGUACAUCAUUACCGAGCUGGAUGAACGGGAGCGAGAGGAGUUCUACAGGCUUAAGAAGAUCCAGGAGAAGAAGAAACAGCUCCGUGAGAGGACGGAGAAGGAGAUCGCCAUACGCUUGGCUGCUUUGGGCCCGAUCUCGGAGCCCACGAACAUGCUGAACGAAGAGGCCGACGAGGACCUGCUGUUUGAAUGAGACCCUCGAUCCGAGCAACCCACCCAGAAACCACAUCAUAUUUAUUCUUUGUGCCUGUAAGGCUGAGCUUUACAUGUCUCGUGAAAAGAGGAAGCUCUUGUUUUGUGUAUAUGUUGGUGCCGUGUCACUGUUUUUGUUCAGGGUGAAUAGAAUAUCAAAAACGCUGUAAAAUGAGCAGGUCUGAAUCCAGAAACCGUUUAACUAAUGUAAUGGUUUUUAUGUCUGAACAGAAAAGAAAUCCUGUAAAAUACAGUUUAAUGUGUAUAAAUGAAUUCAAAUGAUCAUUCCAUGGAGUUGUGCACAUUUUCUGACACUCGUUCUGCUUCUGGUCUUAUUGCAUGCAUGUGUGAAACCAGUGCGAUCUCCAUUAGCUAAUGGGAAUAUUCUGUGACGUAUCUCUUUUGAGUACUUCAAUGUUGACACAAUCCCUAACUAACAUCAGCCCAGUCUCUUCCGUGAAAGCGUGUACUCAAAACUCCUGUGAAGUUAAUUUCAAUAAAUGUUUUAAAUGGUCA
Megalobrama amblycephala (Wuchang bream) is the source of this 1442-nucleotide messenger RNA. RefSeq names its product ATPase H+ transporting V1 subunit D (gene atp6v1d). The record is from RefSeq and is a predicted model, not a curated record. Gene Ontology annotation, molecular function: proton-transporting ATPase activity, rotational mechanism. NCBI's taxonomy places the organism in Eukaryota, Metazoa, Chordata, Actinopteri, Cypriniformes, Xenocyprididae. The transcript has 9 exons. The coding region runs from base 181 to 927 and encodes 248 amino acids. Gene Ontology annotation, cellular component: proton-transporting V-type ATPase complex.